GUCGACGAUGAUGGCUAGAAGAAGACAUUGGACCCUGAGCCGUCGGCGUCGGCGUCGGGCGCGGGCCUCGGCUCGGCAACUGACUCCCCACCACAGAAGGAUGGAUCUUAACAUCCUCCUACAACGCAGCAAUCUCAACAUGUAGACCUCAAUACUGGACACUUCUGACCUUACACUCAGCACAAUGGGUGCCCAAAAGCCCCCAAAAGUAAUCCUUUUUGACAUCGGUGGCGUCGUGGUUGUAUCGCCCUUCCGCGCCAUCCUCCGGUACGAAACUACCCACUCCAUCCCACGCGGCUGGAUCAACACCGCCAUAUCCUUAUCCGCGCCCAACGGCCAAUGGCAACGUCUCGAGCGCGGCGAAAUACCACUCGACGACGCCUACUUCACAAACUGGGCCAAAGACCUCGCACAACCACGCCCGGGCGCAUGGCAGGCAUACUGGGCCAAGGCGAACCCGGGCAAGACAGCCACCGACGCGCCGCCGCCGCCCGUCAUCGAUACGAAGACGAUGUUCUGGGAAAUGAUGCGUGAGGCGCGGAGCCCGGAUCCAAACAUCUAUCCGAUGUUGUGUCGAUUACGGGAGCUGACGCGGGAGCGGGAGAGGAAGGGAGAGGGGAAGCUUGUGAUUGCGGCGCUGAGUAAUGCGGUUAUCUGGCCGCCGGGUAUACGGGAUCAUAAUGAUGCGACGGUGGAGCAAGGAGCAGAUGCGCAGGCGAUGCCGAAUUACUUUGAUCUGUUUCUGCAUUCAGCACUUAUAGGGUUACGGAAACCGGAUGCUGAGGUAUAUGCUUAUGCGGUGCGGGCGCUGGACGAAUAUGCGCGUGGGAAAGGGGUGCAGGGAGGUGUGGAGGCGGGAGAUAUAUUGUUCUUGGAUGAUAUUGGGGCGAACCUGAAGGGGGCGAGGGAGGCAGGCAUCAGGACAGUGAGGGUGAAACUGAACCAUACCGACGAGGCAGUGCGCGAGGUCGAGGAUAUUCUGGGGGUGUCCUUGACUGGUGAUAGAGCAAAAUUAUAGCAGAGGCCUGCUUUGAGGCUUAGAACACAAUAGAUUUAACUUGAUAUACAACCCUGAGAACUCCUUAGAUGCAACAGAUUCCAGAACUAAUGCGCCAGUCUUUUGCAGACGAUCAAUCAGAUCGCUUUUUCUCGUUGAACGGCAUCCCGUACCCAUAUGAAGGAGUGUGUUGUGGUGGCUGUGGCUGUGGCUGUCCGUAUGGGCUCGGGCCAGGACUGGAGUAGUCUACGUAACCGUUGCUCUUAUACCCAUUACUAGAGUACUCUCCGCUUUUGCGGCCCGUAAGCACACCUUGGCUUUGUGCUCGACCACGCCCUCUCUUCAGCCAUGUCUCAUAAGCCCAGUCACCAAUCUGAUAGAACCAUUGUCCUGCAACAAGUACACCACUUAUGACGUUCACUAG
Pseudovirgaria hyperparasitica is the source of this 1421-nucleotide messenger RNA. RefSeq names its product epoxide hydrolase. NCBI's taxonomy places the organism in Eukaryota, Fungi, Ascomycota, Dothideomycetes, Acrospermales, Acrospermaceae. The transcript is spliced from 3 exons. The record is from RefSeq and is a predicted model, not a curated record. The coding region runs from base 185 to 1018 and encodes 277 amino acids.